AUGGCGCCAAAGCCGUCUCUGCGCCACCGCCUGUUUGCCCCAAAGACUGACCCUUUUUACAAAAGAAAGCCGUCCUUUCUUUCAAGAGUCGUCACCCGCGUCGUUCCCUGCGUAAACACAACUGACUCUCCCACCGCCCCCGCUUUUGUCCUCCCAGACCUGGACAUCUCCCCGCCUCUCGCUGCUGGCUUUGCUCUUCCCCCACAGCCCUCAAAUCCUCCUUCGCCUACCGACUCGGACGUCGUCGUACCACCACCCGUCAGCGCUUCUCUCCUUCCAGACGACGAGACAGAUGGCAUGACCUCGGGCGCCGUUCAGCCUCCAGGCUCUCUCGGCACUCCUCUCACCCACGACUCUUCAGACGACUCGGAUCGCACAACCAUCGACGACGACAUUCACCAUGUCUUUGACGACCACGACGACGAGCUGCGUCUCAUCAAGGCUGGCGGUUCUGGUAUCCCCAUUGGCCCUGAUGGCGUCCCAAAGCCUCUUCUGCCACCCAUCGCUCCGGAGCAUGUAGGCAGAAAGUGUCUCGUCCUCGAUCUCGACGAAACUCUUGUACACAGCAGCUUCAAGGCCGUCGCACAAGCAGAUUUCAUCGUCCCUGUAGAAAUCGAGUAUCAUUGGCAUCAUUUCCAUGUCCUCAAACGUCCUGGUGUAGACGAUUUCCUCAAGCAAAUGGGCCAGAUUUACGAAAUCGUCGUAUUCACCGCCAGUCUCAGCAAGUAUGCCGACCCUGUCCUCGACAAGCUCGACAUACACCGCGUAGUCGCUCAUAGACUCUUCCGCGAGAGUUGCUACAACCAUAAAGGCAACUAUGUAAAGGAUCUCUCUCAGCUUGGUAGACCCAUCGCUGAUACCAUCAUUCUCGACAAUUCUCCUGCUUCCUACAUCUUUCAUCCAAACAACGCUGUCCCAGUCUCUUCCUGGUUCAACGAUCCACAUGAUGCUGAACUCACUGACCUUAUACCCUUCCUCGCUGACCUCACAGCAGUACCAGAUGUUCGUGGAAUAUUGGACGCUGCCCGAUAA
This is a messenger RNA of Psilocybe cubensis, 1032 nucleotides long. RefSeq lists its product as uncharacterized. Bases 1 to 1032 code for a protein of 343 amino acids. Gene Ontology annotation, molecular function: phosphoprotein phosphatase activity. The record is from RefSeq and is a predicted model, not a curated record. Gene Ontology annotation, cellular component: plasma membrane. The transcript is spliced from 5 exons. NCBI's taxonomy places the organism in Eukaryota, Fungi, Basidiomycota, Agaricomycetes, Agaricales, Agrocybaceae.